AUGUCUAGGGGUCCACCCCAUCGGUGAGUAGCAAUAUUUCUUCCUAGUAUCUCACUUUUGAGAAGCAGUGCGCGGUUACUUCCAAGUGUUUUUUUAAACCCUGGUCAUUGAACCGCAAACCGAUGUCACUUCAACAAAUGCAUCUACUGUGAUGUGUUCGAAUAAGGAUCUUUGUAGCCUAGCGUUAUAAGUAAAUUGACUAGAAAAACUCUUUGAUGGACAAGAUAUCCCAAGGUUUGAAGGUAAUAUGCAAGAACUUGAUACAAACAUAAAGUACCUUUAAGGUAAAAAUGUCUGCUGUUGUUCAAAUAUAUUGUGUUAUUGUGUUAAAGAUACACUCCUGGUGAUGAGAGAUCAUUCAGAAGAUAUCAACAAAGAUAUGGAGAAUUUUCCGGGUAACAUCCACUGCCAUCUUGAAGUAGUGCAUGUUCGAAUUUAAAAAUUCUCUAAAAUAAGAUUUUCCCCACUUGUUUAACAUGUCUGUCGCUGCAUCUAAACAGCUGCCCUCACACAUUAUUUUUGCUUUUCUAACUGGGUCAUUCUAUGGGCCCAUGAUGAGAAAUAUAUCAAAUCGUUAUUUAGUUAAAACAAAUUUAAGCUGGCCAAAUAUGUUUCAUGUUUAAUUUUUUUUAGGUUUAAAUCGCACCUGUAGAUGUUAAAGUCAGUGACGUAUAUUACAUUGACGAUAGAGUAACAAAAACUUGAUCAAUAUAAAUUUUAUAAUGAAAAGAAUAAUUUUCUGAUAACUUCUAUUACACGAGUAGCAGAAGUACAGUUCUUAGUUGUUUUAAGCCUAUGUUACCCGCCUUCAAUGCAUGUUUCAUGGGGAUAUUGAUAAUAUGAUGUGGAUAAACUAUACAUACAGUGAUUGUAGUUGUAAUCAGUGCAUCAAAGAAGAUAUUGAUUAACAAUGUUGCUCUAGCUUAGAAUUAACAACAUGUUUUAUCAGCUAAAAAUUCUGUCAUUCAUUAUGUAUCUACUAAUAGUUACACUGUUUGCAUGUAUCACUUAAAAACUUGAACUGACAUAAAAGAAAAAAACCCUGGUUUCUUCUGCCCUCCAGUUAUUGAUUUCUAGGAAUUAGUACAGUUUUUAUGGGAGUAAGAUACAAAUAACUUACGCACAAAUGGUAGCCUCUGCUGAAGAAAUUUGCAUUCAUAAAUGUAAGGAAUUGAUUCCAUGUUGCAGUGGUUCUGUUCAAUAAUAGAUCACAGAUGAAGUCUGUUUUGAAUUAUUUCUUAAUUGAUAUAUAUUUUUGCACCAAUUAUUCAAUGAAUGAAAUAGAUAAGACUUCAGAUCAAACUCGCUCGUAUUUCAUUUUUAGUCAUAUCUUAAGUUUGCUAUUUCCAAAUUGACAUGCAGUCAGUGUACCCAUAGCCACUUUCUCAUGUAACUUUAUUUCAUGCACAAGGAUCUACCUUUCAGGUACAAUAGCUUUAUAUUAUUUGUAUUUUUCUUUCCCUUUAAUGUCCAAUUGCAGAUUUCUAUCUUACUUUAAUUUCCGUUUUAUUUUGUAACUUUCAUAUUGCAACACCAUGCCUCGAGUAUGAUCGCAAUGUCGUCACAAAUCAUGCAAAAUUGUAGCUAUCUUUGUUUUUCAGAAUUAUUAAAUAUUACAGGAGUCCUUGUGUUGAAUCAUGUGUUUGUUUGUAUCAAAGUCAAAAUGUGGUAAGAACAAAAAUGUGGCAUGCAAGAUGCAAGCAUGUCACUUAUAUUCUUAUCACAUUUUUACAUCUUCUGUGAUCUUUUACUUAACAGACUCACUGUAACAUGGAACCUAUUUGUUUUAUAUGAUGAAAAAAAAAUUGUUAUUUGUGAUGUCGUCUGUGCUUCACUAGAUCAAUCACAAGAAGCAAUCAAAAUGCGUGUAUUACUCAUAAAAAUACAUGAAAAUACAUAAAUCACAGAAAGUAUCAGAAAAACUAUCAACAGUAAAAUGUCCAAACUUUGCAUUUAAUCUCAAAUAAGAAAGGUCAGUGUACUAACAAGAAAGGUCAAAAGCUAGAUCAGAUUUUCUUGAAAGAGAGGGAAACCUUUGUUUUCAUAAGUGAUGGAACAAUUCUCUUUCUGAUGUUUUUGGAGUUCUUGCAGUUUGACUUUCGUUUGGCAAUUACGUCUCUUAAUUAGAGCGAACUAGAAUUAAUUAUGAAAACUUGUCAAUCCAAGAAUCUGUACAUGUGUUGAGACUACAACCAUAAAGAAAGACAUUGAUUUUUAUUUUUUAAUUAAAGGUUCUUUCAAUUUUAUGUUUAAUCAAACUUAAGAUAAUAAUGGUCACUAUAGUGUUGCUACCAUUUCUGCAUUUAUGGAAUUGAUAAAAAAAUUUUGUGAGAACUCAAUUGGCACUUAGGCCCUGAUGCAUGCAAUUACAAGUUUUGUUUCAUUUUUAUUUUUUGAUUUCAGGUGUGCACUCAUUGGUUAAUUCAAAUGAGUUAAAUUUAAUGAUGUAACAUGUAUUAUCAAGUGUAGAAAAAAAAAAGUGAAUUUGGGAUUUUUGAGUCAAACUGGACUUUUAUUGUUCCUUCAGCAUUGAAAGUAGUUUUAUACACGAUUUUGAGGGCUGUCAGGAAAACCUCAGUGGUAUUAAAACAUGUGGUAUUAUUAUUAUGAAAAUGAUGCAAUAAUGAUAAUAAUAGUGUAAUUUUAAAUUAAAGGAAUAUUUCAAGCUAAUUGUGUAAAGUAAUUAUAACAUUUGAUCAGUAAUUUUAUAAUACCCUGAUGCAUGUACUUUUAGUAUUAUAAUCAUUGUUCAUUUAAUUAUCAUUUGUUGUAAUAUCAUUCUAACCUACUUAACAUUUGAAAUUAUGAAGAUUUUCAAACAUUUUCAUGUAGUCUCCACUUCUCUUUGUAGUAUUUUUUUAAUCUUUGUGAACAAGAUCUAAAGUACAUCUGUUUGACAGAAUGUUUUUCCAUUAUAACUGAAUUAUAAAUGAGGUCUCUUCAUCGUUUUAGGUUUGGAAGAGCAGUCCAAAACUUGCUUUAAAAAAAAUUGUAUUCCUUAAAUAUAAAUUUCCUCUUUUGCAAAAGUAAAAAUGUAUAAUUGAACAAUCAAUCAUUAGUCUCAGGAUGUAAGAGUGAAGCUAAUCAAUUGUGUAUUUCAAUCAAUAUGGUAAUUUUUUUGGGCUACAUCAUCUUACAUCAUGAGACAAAUGAUUAAAUGUUCAUUUAUUUAUCAAACCACGAUGAACAACAGUACUUUCUCUAACAUAUAGAAAUAUAUUUUUAAUGAACCUGUGUUUGGAGCUGUAUUAAUUUUUGGGUUUUCAGUUUUUUACAAGGUAUUUUAAACCCAUAUUAAAUUGUACAAAUUUGUUUGGAUGUGCCAUGAAUUUUUAAUAUUAGGUGAACAAAAUGUUUUCUUGAUAACCAUACAUAACAGUUAACUUUAUUAACUUGUUCCAUAAAUUCUUGGAAAAAUGAACUUUUAAGGUCAACUUACAUUGUUCUAUGUAAUAUAUAAAAUGAGGAAGUUUCUAAUUUAUAUUUUUUUCCGGAUGUAAGGUCAUCAAGCUACGGUUACUAUGGAGGCCCACCAUACAAAAGACAACGCCACCUUAGUGACGAGGACAUAUGUCCCCCAUCUGGGGCAGAUUAUGGUCAUGCUGCCUACUUUGAUCCUCCAUAUGUAAGGCACCAGGUAUGAACUUUUUUGCUACAUCUGCUUUACAAAUUUUGCUGGUAAACAAAGAUAGAAUCAUGCCCAUAAUUAUUUAAAGAAACAUCAUUCUUUCUUUUACCCUUAACUCCCAAAAACUCAUAAGUAAUUCCCCUUACUGUCUCUCAUAUGUUGUUCAAUACUUUGAACAGUGUAUGUUCACUGUUAGUUCAUAGAAUUUGGUAUUGGAUCAACUAAUAAUCACCUAAUGGAUAUUUUUCUAUAUUCUCAUCACCUGUCUGCUUUGUAUUGUAUUGAUAUUGUAAGGAGAAAUUCUCUCUUAGUCACACAAGGGUGUUAAGGGUUCAUGAAACAAAAUUUGAAUUGUUUUUCUCAGGAGGUUGGAUUGGGGGACUACAAUGACUUUAGUUCAAUUAGUGAGAAGGAUAUGAAAAUGGAAAGGUAGGUGUACUGAACUAUUUUGACUUAUACUUUUAAAGUAGUGUUAACUCUUUAAUUCCCAGACCAAAUAUACAAUUCUUAUAAUGUUAGUUCAGAGAAUUUAGUAUUGGAUCAACUAAUUAUCCCCAAAUUGAUAUUUUUCUUUAUUAUCAUCACUUAUCUGGUUGAUAUUGCAUUGAUAUUAUAAGGAGAAAUUCUGCCUUGGUCACUCAUGGGAUUUAAAGGGUUAAAAGAAUUCAUAAAUAUAAUUAAUAUAUAUUGUGUUAUUAUUAUUAAUGAUAUUAUAAUAGAAUUGAAUUAAUUUCCACGAUGCAUGCAGUAAAUUGUAAGAAGUAGCCAUGAAAACCAUAAUGAUCCUAUAUCGUGAGGCCAUUUUGACUCUAGUAGGGAGAAGGGAUGGGGCAGUGAUUCCUGGACCUGUUGUCACAUCUGGGUUGAGUUUGUUGUUGGUUCUUGUCCUCACUCUGAGGGUUUUUCUCUAAGUCCUCUGGUUUUCCUCUCUCCACAAAAACCAAGAUUCCGAUUCAACCUGGAAACAGUGGAAAAGAAGAGCCACCUUGUGAAAUGUCCAUUGCUAAAUCCCACAUGUUUUCAAAUAAAAUUGAUACACUCCUUCAGAAUUUUUAUACCUCAACCAUAGAUUUUACUUCAUGUACUUGCUGUUAGGUUCAAGAUGGCUUCAAAAUGUUGUAAAAGCUGUCGUUUUGUUUUGCGUUUUAAGAAAAUUGAAUAUGCUGUGUAUCAUGAAUUAUCCACUUGCAUGUAAUUUUCAGAGAGGGAAUUAAGAAAGAAUUUGAAAGAUCUGAACUUCAUACCAAGAAAUGGCAGACUUCUUCAGAAGGCAGUGGGUAUUCUACCAGUGCUCCGUCAUCACCUCACUCAAGAGUAUCCCCAAAGAUCUCACCACGCCUUUCUCCUCGAGUUGGACCAAGUACUCCUCCAUCUUCAACUUCUCAGCCAACACCAGUCUCAAUUUCAACUUCUGGACAAGAUCAGUCCAAAUCACUUUCACCAUCAUUUUCAGAUGAAGCAGCUUCAUUUUCAAGGCAUCAUUCCUUGCAGGUUGUUUGUACAACAUCAUCAUCACUGUCUUCACAAAUGUAUGGGGCUGCUGUUCAUGAAAAAAUAAGAGAGAGCACUGGAAGACCAGCCCUGAUUUCGCCAUCUGCAAGUGACCCACAAAAGGUACUUAAUUCACUGAAUGGGAUAUAAUCUUGUUUGUUAUCUCACACAAUAAGUGAUUAUUGAACAAGAUGACAGUGUUACUCAUAUGGCCAUGUCCUAGUUAAAUGAUCUACUAAUGGAAAUGUUAUGUUUCACUUAACAGGAUUCGUACCCUGGCCCUACUAUUGAAGCUGUAUCUCCAUCAGCUCCAGGUAUACAUGUACUAGCUUCUCAUCUUUUUUGCCUUUCUUUUGCAUGUGAUCUCAUAUGGAGGAGACUUACUCAGCAUGUUAUCCUUGCAGAGUGUGAAUGUUAUUGAUUCAGAAGUUAUUUUGGUAGGUUCUGAAGGCCAAAGUGAGGAAAAGAAAGCAGUUACAGAGGAUCCCUCUGAUCUGAUGUCUAAAGAUGAGCUUCUCCAGGGGAUGGAGAAGGUGGACAGAGAAAUCUCACAGGUGGAACAGCAGAUCAACAACCUCAAGAAAAAGCAGGUUAGACUUGUUGAUGUAGGUUUGGAAAAAAUUCAUUUGUCAGCCGCCAACUUUUCCAGUAAUCACUGUGCAAUUUAGUUCCACUUGUUGGAUCUUGCUUUCAAUUGAUGUGACCUUUGUAUGCGAUUUGUCCCUUUUCAAUGGGCUAGAUACAUGAAUGUCCAAUAGGAUUGUAUUGGUUUUUCUUUGCUUGGCUCUCCCAUUAGUCCAUCAAACUUGCACUACUAUAAUCUCAACUAAUCAGAUUUAAAACUAAAACCAAGCACGACUUGGCCACCCUUGUUUUUCCUGCACUUCAAGUUCUCUUUGGUUCAUUAGGGUAUUUUCCUUUCUUUUGUUUGGCUAUAAUGAUAACUUUGGUUUUGGUUUAACAACACUCAAUCGAAAAGCCCUCUAACAAAACCAUAACCAGCAGUCAAUCAGUGUAAAGGAAAAUGUCAUAGGGGACCAGUGAAAAUAAUGCAAGCAACUGCCUCAAGCUCAGGGAGAAAUAAGUGAACAGGUGGUAAUUGGCUUUUGUUUUGAACUUGGUUCUUGGAGAGAGUGACACACUCCAUUUUCUGCAUAUAAGCAUGCACACAACCCACAAUUCUUCCAUUUGCUCUGACAAAGGGCUAAUGGUUGAAACAUCAGCUUUGAAACUCUUUACUGUGGCCAAUUUAAAUUAUCAACUCAAUUGAUAAUAUUAAUUAACCCUGUUAUAAUCUUCCACUAAUGCAGCACCACAGUUUCUUUAGACUUACCUCCUUUAUUCACAAGUUUUGUUAGCCAACCAGCAAAGUGAAGCAGAACCAAUGCAUUACAGGAUGAUUUCAACACUCACUUAAAAAUUGCUUCCCUUUAACGAUUUUAUCCCCAAUGACCGCUGAGAGUGACUAGCAUCUAAUUUAUCCUCACAAUAUUACCCCUGAAUCAAUUCCUAAGGUUACAAGUAUGAAGGGAAAAAAUCAACAACUUAAGAAGCUCUUGAUUCUUGAACAAAUGCUCCUUGACAUCACCAUAGGAAAUGUAUAGAGAACUGUUUGGAGAGUUUGCAUGGCGAUGAUAGGAUGCAAAAGGGUUGAUUACUAAUGAAUUGAAUAAAUAAAAUUUUAGAAACAACUUGAGGAAGAGGCUUCAAAACAGCCCAGUGAGCCUCCUGAGGAAGAGCUACCACCCCCAACACCUAAACCCAAAAGUAUUGUACAGAAGAUUUAUGAGGAAAAUCAGGUAUGUCAUUUUCAAACUUCAAAGGUUUUCCCUUUAUUUUACCGCUUUAACAGAUAAUAUUGCUUGCUCCUUUACACAAGUCCAAAUUGAUUAAGAAACUUAAGGGAACUAGAGGAUUGAUUGUACUUUAAAUGAUAUUUUACCAGGAAUGGUGAAAUUGUGUUAGAAUGACAUUAACAUGUAGCAAGAAAAUCAAUUAUGCAAUGUAUAGCCCCUGAUGUGCCACUUUUUUUGGCUUCACCUCAUUUUGAGGUCAUCCAUCAUUUAUUACUGAACAGAGGCCUAACAACGUUUGUAAGGUCCCUUUGGAUAACAGCUGUGUAACUGAAUGGGCCACCCUGGCUAAAUAAAAUCUUUCUUUACCUAUACCUAACAUGAAAUCUAUGUGUAUAAGUCAAUUUCUUGGGGUAGUGAUAUAACUGCCAAUACUCAGAAAUAGCAAAUAAGUUAAUGUGUGAAAUACAACUUGGAAAGGAAAAUUCUAGAUAACUCUCAGAAAGUAGUUAGGUGUUUCUACUGAGUCAAAUAUGAGACCACGUGUGGUGAGCAAGGGAAAUAUUAGAUGUUUCUUUAUUCUCUUGAAGGAAUGAGCUCACAAUGAAAUGAAAUUAAUAAUAAUAUUUUAACUGUGAAUCAUAUGCAAGUAACAAAUUAAUCCUCAUAGGUAAACUGCUGUUAAAGAAAUUGUACAAAAAAAAAGUGACCCAAAUAUUUUAACAAAUUUGAUCCACGAGAGAAGAAAUAGACAGUGUAUUGACUCUACAACGGUAUCACAAACCAUUAUUGGUAAGAAUUGAAUAGUUACAUGUGCUUGUAAUACUGAAUGCCAACACUCAGCUGUGAUUUGAUCAUGCAGUCUGAUCAUUGCGGCAAGAUUAGUUCUGAGAAGGACUUUUGUAGGUAGUAGUGACAGAUGUUCAACAACCCUAGUAGAAGUCAAUUCUGAUGAUGACUUCUGCCACUAAGGUUGUCAAAACAGUCAUUCUUCUCAGGACUACUCUCACCUGGAUGAUUAGACCUCACCAUCAAACAUCACCAGUGAGUUCCAACCAUUAACCCUUUAACUCUCAUGAGUGACCAAGACAGAAUUUCUCCUUACAAUAUCAAUAAAAUUUCAACCAGAUAAGUAAUGAGAAUAAAGAAGUAUGUCAAUUUGGGAUAAUUAGUUGAUUAAAUGCUGAAUUCUCUGAACAAACAUUAUAAGAAUUGUAUGGUUGACAUUAAGGAGAAUUACAAAUUUGAUCUGGGAGUUAAAGGGUUAACUGUACUCAGCAUUGAUUGAAGUGUUGUAAUUGUCUUACAUACAGAAAAAGGCUGAGACUGCUGAAGCAAGGCUGGCAAAGCUCAGUGUGCCACUUCCAGGAGGAAAGGUAUGGAGUAUAAUCAUUUUGAACUACAUUGCCACUUCCUAUGCUUAAGGUACCCCCAAGAUGACAAAAAGAAAGGUUGUUAUUAUUUGAUUCCAGUUGUAUCACACCAUGUAUUGCACAUUCAUUUUAAAAUAAAUAUGAUUUUUUUUUUUAGAGAUUAAAGUUGGAAAUUUAAACUCUUUAACCUUACCUGAUGGAUUCUUAUUUGAUGUCUUUGGUUUUCUUGUAGCCCUUGUACAAUCAACCAUCUGAUCUCCCUUGUUACCAUGAGAAUCUUAGAAAGUGAGUGAUGUACAAUAUAGCUAACAUGCAGCUGUUCCUUUGAUUAAUUCAGAUAUUCUAUACACCCCAGUAUUACAGUUUGUAAAUAUCUGCUCUUGAUGGUAUUGGUUCAUAGAUGAUUUUAAGCACUCAUUUUGCUGUAAGAAUGGGUUGGUGGACAAUUGUCCAUGUGAUCAUUUUGACAAAACGAGGGUAUGGUUUGUUAUGUGGACAUGAUAACAUGUUGCUGGUUAUUCUGGUAAAAAUAAUCACCUUUUGGCCCUCAAUGAACUUUUCUUCUAUCAAAGCUUUACAAAUCAUGCAUAAGGACUUAAUCAUGCAUUUCAAAUAUUUAAAAGAUUGCUAUAUUGUGCUCAUGACGUUUUGGCUUUUUCACUGAGUACAGCAAAUGUUUCAAAUAUUUAAAAGAUGGAGUGCACAAAAACUGUAAUUUUUCAUAGCAAGUGUUUUUCUAUGAGUUGUUAACAGCCAGUGUCAAAAGGGUUUAUGUAAGAAUGGGGUGCAGUGGUAUAUUUUAGAGGUCUAGCUGAUGAAAAAAACGUAAGAAUGCUGUAGUUCAUUUUUGACAUACCUAGAGGUCUAGUUCAUGAAAAAAUGUUUACUGUUGCAGAGCCCCAGCUAUUAAAGCUAAAUUGGUCAAAUAUUUCCAGCUACGAAAGCAAGCAAAAGAACUCAAGGUAGAGAUGACUCACUCUAUUCACUGCCUGGUUUAAACAAGUUUUAAAAUUGUUUUGUUUCAUUCUUAUAUCUUUUGUGGUUCAAAGUUUCCUUAGUUUAAUAUAUUAUUUUUCAACUUGUUUGUGUAUUCUCUGUUUCCUUAGCCCUACUCAAUUUUAUUGUAACCAAUUAAUUUCAUAUUCUUUGUUGAAAAGUACAGGGUGACUUAGUUGGGUAAUGGUAGACUCUGGACUCUGGGGUUUUGGAAGUUUAAAACCUUAAGAAAAUUUAUAACAAAUUUGUUUUUCUUUCAGAAUCGUCAACUUUGUAAAGAAUACAAGACUUUGAAGCAAGCAUGGCUCAAGAAAAUUGAGAGAAAUGAAAACAAUCCAAAAAGAAAGUGAGUGCACAGAUCUACCCAUUAUGAUAACUCUUUACUUGUUAAUAAAAGUUCUUUGUUUUAUUGAAUAGCCAAAAAAAGUUGGACUGCAAUUUUGAUGAACCAUAAUAACUUUCUAUCAAAUUGAAUAAUUCAUGACAUAAGGUUCCGGGUAAUUGUUUUUAUUAAUAAUUGAUUCUUAUCUUGUAUAAUAAUAUUGUGCUUAUUCCAUGAAGACAAAAGGAGGCUAAGCUGAGGGAAUUUUAUGAAAAAGUUUUUCCUGAAAUCAGGAAGCAAAGAGAACAGACAGAACGGUUUGCCAGGUGAGUUAGAUAUAUGCUAACUUUAAACUUGAUUUGGUUUUAUCAUUGCCUAUAUAUUAAUUUUGGUAGCUGUUUUAAACAAAACAUCCAUUUGUUUUUUAGAUGAUGAUUAUUAUCAUAAUUAUUGUUAUUGUUAUUAUUAGUCUUAUUUGAUUGUGUCUACUAUUUAAAGUAUUAAAAUUACAGUGUUCUUACCAUAACUGAUGAUGCUAACAUAACAAAGUUACUCAUUAUGUGUAAUGACAAUUGCUUAACAAAUGGCAAACAUUAACACCACUGUCAUGCAUAAAUUACUCUGCCUAACACACAUGGAUAAGGCCCAGUUCAAACAUUGUGCUAUUGUCGUGUAGAACUCAAUAAUCAAUCAAGUUUGACAUUCCGCAAAACUGUAGCUUGACUUUUGAAUUCCAUAUUGCACCAGAAUUGGAUAGUCCUGAAACUGAGUUGCCCUACUCAACUCAAUCAUGAUGUCUGAAUCAGAGUUGUGCUUCUUCCCUGCCAUAGUGAACUUAUUGCACUUAAGUUAUGUACAGUGGAAGUACAACAUCUGAACAGGGUCUACCUUGCUUUCUUACAUCACUGGCUUAUAUACACAACCUACGUAUGCAUGCAUACUGAUAUGUAAAUCACUCACAGAGCUGGUUCUUUAUUUUAAAGAGUAAGCAACUUGCAACAUCUUUGAAAAACAUGCAGUACUUAUGUUGCCCAUAGGAAAAAAUUGCAGUUUAUUGACAGAUCUGUAUCCUAUCAAUUGAAUGAAUUUAUGUUUAGAAAGAAAUUGUACAAUGCCAAGCAGUACUACCCACCACCUAUUUGAUUCAUAGUCAAACAUAAGUUUGCCCCCUUUUUCUGUGACAUGCCUGGUGAUUUCUUUGGUAAUUAAAAGAUAUGAAAAUAUGUUUGUUACAGAAUGGGCUCCAGAAGUAACUGGGGUAUUGUGGCCAGAAGUGAAGCUGAAUUUAAUGAGAUUGUAGACAACUUAAAUGAGCAGGAGGUAAGGGGAAGGAAAAAUGGAAAGAACUAUUAAUCCUUUAACUCUCAAGAUCUGAUUGUUAAAUCUCCCCCAUAGCUGCUACGCAUUUUCUUGUAAAUUAGUUACAAGAAUUUGGUGUUAGAUCAAGAUAAAAAUGUCUACCUUAUGUUAGAGUAUUCUCAUCACCUGCAUGCAUGAUAAUGGAUGGAUAUUAUAGUGAGAAGUUACAUAUUGAUCACCUCUAGGAGUUAAAAGUUUAAAAACAGCUAUCAUGGAAUGCCUAAGGUUCUUACUUAAAAGAAUAAAAGAAAUUUGAGGAAUACUUGCAUCACAAUUAGCUCUCUGAUUUUCAAAGCUUCUCUACAGACAAGUGUUGUAAUUGUUGUUGUUAAUGUUUUCAUUUUGAUCCUUGGUUGAGAUUGGAUCUGUGUUUGUUUCUAGUCAUUAUCAUAUUCAGCAAUGGAGGAAAAUAAGAUUUCGACUAAUUUCUCUCUGUUUUAAUGGUUUUAUAAUUGAGAUAUUCUUUUUUUGCUGUAAGUUAUUUUAUGUUUUGUAUGAAAGAUGUCAUAUUCCUUUUUAUCAGGCUAAUGAACGUCAUAUGCGCACUUUAGCUGUUGAACCUCCACCUUUACUUGACAAAGAGGAGAGACGAGUGAAAUUUAUCAACAGAAAUGGUUUGUGCUGUACCUUGUAUAAAGUAGAUACAUACAAUGUACAUGUACAUCUUUCUAUUUCAGGCAGUCAGUCAUUAGGCCAUGGUAUUGUUGAUCUUCAGUUACAGUUUUUACAAUUUCAGUCGCAGAGAUUGGGUUAUUAAUAUAUUAUUUAUGUAAUAGUAUAAGGACUGAGUGGGGUGAAGUCCAAUUCCAUAUUAGUCCAAUUCUAAUAUUAUCAAUUAGGUAACAUUAUUUAUUAUACAUUUGAACAUUAAUAAGAUACAGGACCUUAAGGUGUAGAUAUUUAUUUUAUAUAUAAGCCUUAUUUUACAAUUAUUUCUAUGCAUCUAUUCAUUUAUCUAUUUAUCUGUAUAAAUAAGUUUAAAUCCUUAUAGAAGAAAUUAAAAAAAUUGUUAUUAACAUACGUUGAUUAACAAAAUGGGAUGACCGUGAAGAGGGAGUCAAACAGAAGAUGUUGGGAGCUCAUGAGAAUGACAGUUCACAGACCAUUUCCUCCUUCUAUAGGCCUCAUAAGGGAUCCACUUGCAACACUGAAUGAAAGGAAACACAAGAACAUAUGGACUGAGAAAGAGAGGCUGAUCUUCAAGGACAAGUAAGUGGCAAGGGCUCUGUGAUAACAGGUUUUUUUUAGGGAGACCACAGAAAAAGUACAACAGGGUAAUUUUGUAUUAUUAACUGAGUCGGUAGAAUAAACUGGCCACUGUUAAGAGUUUUAAAGUUGAUAUUUCAAGCAUUAGCCCUUUGUCAGAGCUCUGACGAUGGAAUUAUGCUCAAAACAUUAGCUUUGAAACUCUUUAUGGUGGCCAAUUUACAUUAUCAAGUUGGUUGAUAAUACUAAAUUGCCCUGUUAUACUCUGCCACCAAUGCAGCACCACAGUUUCUUUGGAAACUAACCCCCUUAAUUCAAUGAAAAAGUACUUGGAUUGAUCAAAUAGUAGCUCUAGGAUAUAAAAGUGUUGUUUUGAUAAUAAGGAUUCAGAUCCUGGCAGAGGUUCUGUGUCAAAAUUUGGCAAUUUUAGUUUAUCAAGAUCCAUGAAAGAAUUUAAUCAUCAAAGUAUAGAAUUAAGUUUCAACUGUCCUACUAACCCUAGCUUUAGGAACUCUUUAUGGUGGCCAAUUUACAUUGUCAACUUAGGUGAGAAUUUCAAAUUAUCAGGUAACACCCCAGUGGAGUUGCACUGCAGUCUCUUUGGAGACUUAUUCGCUCUCUACUCACAAUAACAUAAUUUCCUUUGUUCACUUCUUUUCUCUUGUCUUUAAACUGUGUACUUUGUGCUAUUUUAUACUUAUGUUAUAAUGAAGAAAUGUAAAAUGGUUUCCGUGUUUACAUAGCCUGAUGUAAACACGCGGGAGGUUGGGAGAACACUCGAUAAGCUGGAAACCACUCCGCUUGGCGUCGUGGUUUCCUACGCUUAUCUCGUGUUCUCCCAACCUCCCGCGUGUUUACAUCAGGCUAUGUAAACACGGAAACCAUUUUACAUUUCUUUUAUAAAAUAACUAAUGAAAGAGGAACGGAAACCGUGUUUACAUACGCUCAUGUAAAGUGGUUUUAUGGCCAAUCAGAGCGCGCGUACUAUUUGAAUUAUUUUAUAAAGAAGACUUAUGUUCAGUGUUUGCUUUACAGAUUUAUUCACAAUCCCAAGGACUUUGAUUUUAUUUCUUCAUUCUUACCCGGAAAGGUUAGUCAACAUCAUUAUUCAAUCAGCCAUCUAAAUUCUGUGUCUACGUGUAUGAAGAACAAAAGUGAAGUAAAAAGUUGUAUACAUUAUAUAUCAUUCUGGAGUUCGUUUAUAUCUUCGCAACAAGCGGUUAUAGUCAUUUACUUCUAACGUGUAAAGAGGGAGGGAAGAUUCUAACUUUUGUUUGAUUACGGCUUACUGUUAUGUUAAGUAUUUGUCUCACUUAAAAAUGCGCGUGGAGCGCUUCAUGAUAAUUCAAUGAAAGUUUUGGUUUAGGCUUAUUGCCGAAUGUUUAUGGUUUGCGUUUCAUUAGCAUCCAACAGCUUCUAAAAGCUAAAAGUGUGGGGUCUCAGCUUAUAGGCAAAUAAAUGUGAUAUAACGUGAGAUCCCCUCUGUACUUAAUGUUUUAUAUUAUUUCCAUUUCUAGAGUGUGGGAGACUGUAUCCUGUUUUACUAUCAGACAAAGAAAAAAGAACAUUACAAACAGUUGUCCAGAAGACACAACCUCAAGAAAAGAAGAAGGGACCAAGUAUGUAAAUGAAUUAUUGUGCAUACACUGAAUUAAUUGAACUGCCCUCUAACAGUUUCAUAUGAGAAACCCUGGAAAUUAGCUUGUAUAAUGAAAAAAUCACAACUUUAGAACAAAACAAAAUAUGUUUCUUUAGCAUUAUCAUUGUUAGCCCUUUACACCCUAACAUCAAUAUGCAUAUUGUCGAAGUCAGGCAAGCAAACAUAACAUCCUUCAUACUGCAUUCAUUUUACAGCUUCCUCGUUGUUUACUCUGAACAAGAACCCGUCACAAGUCAGCUACUUACUAUUGACUAAAUUUGGCUAAAUUUUGUAGUACAAUCUUAAAUAAGAAAGGUUUUAACUUUUUGUUAGAUUUAUGAAUGAGUUUGAGAAUGGUUUUAACUUCACAGUUUGGAAAUACUCGUGAGCCCACCCCCACGAACAAGUCAAGAGGAGGCAUUUCAGAGAGCGGGUAAAUGAUGAUGCUGAUUACAUUAUAAGCAAGUCUUUUCUGAGACGUGUCUUAUUAGACUCCACUAUACAGACAAACCAGGUUUAAGAUUGCUUACCUGAAAGAAUAUUCAGAAUAUCUUACCAGCAUCAUGGUAUGGCUUACAGCGGAAUCGUGACUUUCUAGAUGGGUUACCUUUCAUUGUCUGUCUGAGGGAAAGCUGAAGUUUUAUUUUCUAUUUUAGUACUAAAGGUGGAUUUGAAGGAGAUGAUGACUUAGGGGAAAUCACUGAUUCGGCAGAAGAGAGUGAAGAAAACGAGGAACAGCCCGUCGUGACUACCGCCCAAGUGACCACACCCACCCCCUCUGUCAGGCACACAGGGAGGCCAGGUAUGAGACUGAUUUCCUUGUUUCCUUGUCAUGUCUUUUGCAAUUAACUCCUUGAACCAGUAGCUUUCAAACAAAACACAGGGGAGCUGAAAUGAACAACAAAGAAGAAUUGAAAAGCAUUGCAAUGUAUUCCCCUCAGAGAAGAAAUAGCUGUAGAUUCUCAGACUGUCUUGUUAUUCAUGUUACAAUCAUUUGGUUGUUGUCUUUAGAUCAUGUGGAGACAUCCCGUUGGAGUGAGAAAGAAAUAGAGAUUGCCUUACAGGGUGAGUUUGCUUUGAGCUUCUGUUGCUGGGGUCACGUGAACAAAUUUGACCUAUCUCAUCGUUGUAAAUAGUCUGCAAUGCAGGCGUCACAUUAGGGCAAGUUAACGUUAAGAAGUGCGUGAUGGUUUAUUCAACCGGCCAUGUUUGAUUUGGAGUUAGAGUUGACGGUGGAGAAGGGGGCGUGGAAAAGCGAAAUAAAUGAUUCCAACUCAAGUCAGUUAUGCCCAUCAAUUUUGUACCGUGUAGCAUGAGUAUAAUGUUGGUUAAACUUCAGAAUUUUUCCAGAUCUUUAAUGUGACGUCGAUAAACCAAAAUCAGUUCUUGCCAGGAAAAAAAUCCCGCAAAAUACAAUGCCGCAAAAUUUAAUUCCUUUAGUCCAUAAAAAAUAAGCUUUAAGCGAUGUAGAGGUGGGUAAGGAGUGGGCUUUUUGUUUAAUUUUUUUUGGUGUGCCGGUCCUUUUGGGCUGGAAGUCUUUCUAUGAUGUGUAAGAAAAUAACCGGUUGUUGAUUUUUGCACAGGUCUGAGAGAGUGCGGGCGCGAUUGGGAAGCUAUUGCUCGACGGGUUGUAACCAAGACUGGUGCUCAGUGUAAGAACUUUUACUUCAAUUACAAGAGAAAACUACGCUUGGAAGAUCUUGUUGCCGAACAUGAGGCUACUAAGGUGAUUAUCUAAGCAUAGUAUAGGGCAGAACUUAUCCUCAAACCCACAUUAGUACGUCUUGUGUCCAUAACUAUGAGAUAGCGACUUCGAUUAUAAAGGAUACGCUUUAUUUUAGUGGUAUAAGUCAUGAAUAUAGAAAAUGCUUUUUAACACGGGAAUAGCAUUUGAUCGUGUUGUCCGAUCGCUCGAGUGAGAGAAGUCAUAAGAAGUACUGUUGUCGGUAACAGUGCCUAAUGUUUUGAUGUAGCCAUCGGUAUCCGGUCACCUCGCCCCGUGGUCAUUUCGCCCCAGUCACUUCGCUCCAAAUAAAAGUCAGUUCGCUUCAUACAAAAGUUACUUCGCCCCAUGUAAGAAAUUUGUGAAAUUGUCGUGAAGGGGAGUUGGAUGAUUUUGAAGCCAUCACUGACUCUGCUGAUGACUUCCGCUCAGGUGGUCGAAACGUUGUUCCUCACUACAGACAGUAAGCAAUUAUUGGAUGAGGUUGAGCAUGAUAUCAUGAAUUAUCAAUGCCAAGGUCCGAGACGAGGUUUGAUUCGUGAUAUCAUGCGAAAAACGAAUUCGGUAAUUGUAUUAUUGUACAUUUUUUAACAAUCUGCAAAAGAAGACACCUACCUCUGAGUUUGCCAAAGUGUGAGAACACUGCACGGACGAGAGGCUUGGAAACAAGGUAGAUUUUUAACUCGACAUGAUGACCCUAUAACUACUACAGAUAUUGGGGUAUGGUGUCAACUUUACACGCUAUGGUAUGUUGACUGUAUGCUCUUGACCAAUAAUUUUUUUGUUAUGAAAUCGAUCAUUUGUAAUUGAAUCUUGUUGCUUAUAUUACAGAUGCAACGUGCCCAAGAAGAACAAAGACAGCAACGUGCCCUAGAAGAACGAAAACAGCAACUACAACAACAACAACAACAACAACAGCAGCAACAACAACAACAGCAGCAGCAACAGCAGCAGCAACAGCAGCAGCAGCAGCAGCAACAGCAGCAGCAACAGCAGCAACAACAUCAGCAGCCACAACAGCAACAGCAGCUGCAGCCCUAUCCACAUCCACAGGAACAUCACAAAGACAGUCCUGGCACUUCACAGAGGCGGGAACCAAACCCUAAGCAUACCAUAGCACAACAACCAUCAGAGAGUUACAGUUCUCAUUCAUCAGAUCCACAUAAUAAACCAGGCGGUGCUUCCAACAGUAAUGUUUCUUCCACAAGCGGUAAAGAGUCCACCUCGGUGAUUGUUAGUGCGGUUCACACCGCGGUGGGAUCCCCGAAAGAACCUGCAACUACAUCUUCUGUAGCGACGUCUAUCUCCAACCUCCAAAGGAUAGUCCCUUCUCAUUCUCCUCAUCUUCCUUUGACGAGCUCAAGCUCCACUCUAUUUAUGCCCACUCCAGGUGUGAUUGCGUCCAUUGGUAGAGCCUCGCCUAAUGUGGGAACAGGGCAACCAACUCAAGUAUAUACUCGACACCCGCUUCCCGAAUACACGAAGCCCGAGUCUACUCGUUCCUCAAGAUCACCACAUCCAGAAACCGUAUUUCCCGGAAUUGUAUAUCCAAGACCUGAAGGUCCACGAUCCUUACAGUCAGAUUUAUCGCAUUUAAGAGCCCCAUAUUUGGUUUCACCACGACCAGGUUACGUUCUUUCCGACUCGCGUCCCAUUUAUCACGGAUCUGCCACACCCAAGUCCCUCGGGUACAGUACAAACCCGCCGCACACUGCCACGUUGCAUACAGCAUCCUCACCACCUAGCCUUACUUAUUCAAAUAAAGGGGUGCUGCAUCCUGGUUCGUCUCACCCUAUAAUGUCACACCCUGGCAUCUCUCUCACUAGCAAGUCACAUGUUAGCAAAGUGUAUGGUCAAUCCUCGCACCCAUCUGAACCUAUCCAAACUCCAUCAGGCUCUACCGUCUUUGCUCCUUCAGGUGUGAUUAACACCCUCGGACUCAGUCGACCUGCGAGUCACUCUCCUGUACCUGCGGUCUCACAAAGUUCCUCUGAUGAGAGAGAAAAGUCUCCAAGUCAACCGUUACAUUUUCCCGAGCGGUUGGUGGCACAGGAUUCAUCUGUCAAACCAUCUUACUUAUAUCAAGGAAGUGCACGUUAUGAGCCAUCCAGCGGAAGCAUUUUGCAAGGUAAGACAUUUUUAUACUUCUACAAAAAAAGAAUCAAUUGCGGAUCGAAAAGAGAAAUCUGAGUUCCCACUGGUGAUUCUAUAGCCAGGUCCUUUGAUUUAGUUAGGUAGGGCAUAUAGAAGAAUCAUUCAUGUAUACCACUAUGCAAAUUUUUUUGUGAUUUUAGUAACGGGUUCUUAACCAUAAUUAUAUCUUUAUGUCUGGGUUAAAUGCAGAUCGGCAUCUUACAACCUUACUUAGGGGGAGGGGGUAAAAAAUUUUGGUAUGUGUGAUUUCUAAGUAGUUUGGGGUCUACAAAUUAAUUGAACUUUCCUUAGUUCGGGAUGUGUGAUAGCUUUGCAUGUCUAGACUUGCUCUAGACUACUAACCGCUUUGAGAUUCCAGAAAGUAAGCUUUCGAAAUUCCCGUCAAAUGUGCCAAAAUCAAGUGCAGCCAUAUUUUGCUCUAAAGUUUGUAAAGUCUUAAGAAAGCAUUCUAGUUGCUAAGCAGUAUUCAAAAUGGCGGCGUCCAAAGAGGUUGGGUAAUUAUUUGGAAUGUUGAAAUGCGUUACGUAGAAUUUGUUUAAUUUUUUCUUUUAAUUGGCGGUGGUAAAAAAACGUCUAGUAUUUCAAUUGUGCCUUUCCUUCAUUGUUUAUUUAAAUUUCUUGUAGAGGCUAGCUCGGAAGUGGUAAAGAAGAAUUCAAGGAUCCCCGAAAGUGCGUCAUACGUAAGGGAUGUUCCUAAACCUGAUGUAAUUGUCAUAGAAGACGAUCAAAAAAAGAGGAUGGAAGGCUUUCAUCGGCUCGACACAGGAGAAGGAAAGCAAGCUUCAAGCAUGUUGAGAAUGUUAGCAUCUGGAGGAAACGGUAAGCUUCACUCUAACUAUUUUGGAUGUGUGUUACCACCUCUCUUUACUGUUGAUAAUUGAACCUACCCUACUCCUUCUUGUUCGAAGAAUGAUUAUGCCGCCAUUUAGGAUACCGUAGACCCUCACGGGUGUCCUUCUCGAAAAAAUUGUUAACGCGACAUUUGAAGCGUAAUGGAAAUGUUAUGAAAUGUACUAUCCGGAAAAAUUGUUUCGUUUAGCUUUAUUUUAUUGUUAACCGACAAAGGAACGACGAUUUGAAAUGGGUGAUGUUUCUUUGAGCGAAUAAAUCGCAUAUCAAAUCUAACCGCACAAGUAAAAUUUCUGCACAAUUUCAAUCUAGAGAGGUUGUUCUUCAAAACCUUGUGGGGAUUUUUCGAUAUGCUUAGUGGUUGCUUAGCAAUUUAUCAGUCAAGUGUACUUACUGACGAUAAGCAUUACGUCAGAGGCCAUUGCAGGAUGUCCAUUUCGAAAACCAGAAAUCCUCCACACGCCAAUAAAAACGCAGAAGCGUCCUGCGGAGUCUUAGGAGACUCUCAGCAAAAUCAUAUCAUGCGAAUAACUAUCUUACAGUUGCCCGUGACAGACCUUAAUUUAUUCCACUGGACGGCAAAUUCGAUUUCAAGUCUUUUUUCUCAACUUAAAAGCGAAGUGCGAGGAUCGAAGAUUACUUCAACGGGCUUUUAUUCUUUUCGCGGUGAGAUUCUUUCGCCAUUCCGCGACGAAUUUCUUUGAAUUCUUGCACUCUUCUUUUUAUUUUUUGUCAUUCACAAUCGGGGUUUAAAUGCAGAAAGAUACCACGAGCAACUGAAAUCAGAUGUUUACGCAAUUGAAAUUUAAGGACCACGACGUUUAGCCGCAGAAAACACUUUGUGAGUCAUUUAUAGUGACAAAGUAUUAUUGGCUAUUCACACGUCGGCGGGCCACAAAGUUCAGUUCUAACGCACGUUUUUCUUAUUAAUUCGUGUGCGUUUCAAUAUUUUAUAAAUUUUUUUCCAUUUUAGUUAAAAUAGAGAUGCAUAAUUUGGCAUGAUAAAAAAAUUGUCCCAAAAAAUUGGCCCUCUAAGGUCUACUUUAUCUUUAAGAGAGACGAACGAUUUUGCCAGCAGGGACUUCAGUUUGUGCUCCUGAAUGGAAGUGUUCCGAAGGUAGAGGUGCCUGGAGAGGAAGGCUUCACUUUAGUGCUGUAACAUGUGAUUCAAUUCCUCAACCUUCUCAUCUUUUCUUUAGGGCCAACAUCGUCGGGAGAUCACGUACCACCAGUGACGGAACCUGUGCGACCACAAAGUCUACCGCUGUCUUCCAGCAACCGCAUCAUUAGCCACACUGAUUUACGAUCUCAACAGAGUGCCACUCCACCAGGCAAUUUGGCCAUGCGCCCACAAACCCUAAAUCCCCCACCGCCUUUGAUACAAGUGCCUUCUUCACGUGAUAAAAAAUAUAUCACGGCACACGAAUUGUCAGCUGAAACGACUCGACCCAGGGAGGGGUUCGCACAAGGCGAAGCCUACCACGAUCGUUAUCGCAAUGUUGGUCAGGAAACCUCUACUCUAAGAGAUGUACCAAGACGCGCACACACUCCCGUCGAUAAUAGAGGCGGUGAAAGGGAGAAACGAUCAGUUGUGGUAGAGACCGUUGACUUAACGAGCGAAAGAGAGGUUAGUAGUGCAUCACUAGUACGCCCCACAGCGAUAUCACCCGCAGUUGCUCAAGGUUCAUCAUCUGCUCGUGCCCAUCUGCAAGCCAUGGCAAGGUAUGCUUUAGCUGAGACAAGUAGUCCAGAAGUGACUGAAAAGAUGGGGCAUAAGAGAAAAGAAGAAACUUACCUUCCUCCGAGGCAUCCUGACGUUAAACUUACCGCUUAUGAGAAGAAUGAAGCGAUACGAAAGUAUAAAUUGGGUACCGUCUGCUUAUCAGCACCACGCGAGGUACCUGUCGGAGGAGAAUAUUCUAGUCAAGCGUAUGGGUUGAUGCCAAUGCCGACUCUGCAUCAGCCUCUCACCCACACCCACCCACAUCCAGCUGGCACCUCAACACCUCCACCAUAUGGUUAUCCCUUCCACAUGGGGCAUCCAGUGGGAACUUUGCACCACCACCCAGAACACCGUUUCUUGGUUCCAGUUGGGGUACCUGUGCGUGAAUUGCUCCCACAUAGUGUGAAUGGCGAGGAUCUACCCAGUCACGUAAAGCUUAGUGGGGCAUUUGCUCAUCAAUAUCCUCAAGGAGCAGCAUAUUAUCCAGCGAGUUUAAGGCCUGUGGUGCCAACAUACCAGCCAAUGUCUGUUUGUGGUCAUCCAUAUUCUGUACCCUUGGGUGAGGAAAGACGCGCUGUUCAUCAUCCACUUGAAGUGUCUGGCAGACGUCAAAAUGAAAUAUCAGAGCAAGAAUUGGCAAACCCUUUUGUUGUUAAACAGCAGAGGCAUAUGCAUGCCCCUGGAAUACCGGAAAAAGUCGUGUCAUCUGGUGAACUAUCAACAUUUCCCCUUUCCAGUCGCUCGCCAAAGGAAUCUGCUCCACGUUCACAUGCCCUUUCUCCUGAGAUGAAACCAAAGACAUCCGCUCAUACUGAAGAAGCAAAAACUGUUUCGCCACCAACAAGUUCUUACCUAUCGAGAAUACCAUCAAGGCCAGCCUCUGUUUCUGAGAUGCGCAAUCGAGCUGCUGUUAUUCCAGAGCUAGGAGAUACUGAGGGAAGCGUUAAAAAAUUUCCUGAUCCACAACCACUUGUGAUUAUGCCUACCAAUGAAGACUGUCAAAGGGAGAACAGUGCUAGACUUGCACAAGAGGAAUUUGUUAAAGAAACGAAGGACCUCUCCAAAGAGGACAAAGAGGGAUCUAUGGUAGAAUCUUCACAAAUGGCUGCUUUUGCCACUUUGGUUGAUGUUGCUGCGGCAGCUAGGAAAGUUGAUGUUCCAGUAGCAGAACACUUGCCACAGAAAGAAGCCAGUGAUGUACGAGUGUCGCCCCCUGUAAGGCAAGGUGGGCAUACAGCAGCGUCACAUACAAGAGUGAAAUCACCACCAAGUCCCUCCAGAGCGUCACCUGGAGCUUCUACACCCCGGUAUGGAAUUACUACUGGGCUUGUUCCAAAACCUCCGCCUCUCAUGCCCAUCACUGGAAUGAGACCUUUGCAAGAGGGAAGUAACUCCAGCACCACUCCAAUCAGUGUCUCAAUUGCAAGUCAUGGAACUGGCAUGGUAUCGCGUAGUCCAAGCAAGCUUACAUCACCUCCUGGAGCACGAUCAGCAAGGGCUUCUGUGAGUCCCGAUGGCCCUCCACCACUGAUAUCCCACACAGUUAUUAGUCCUACUUCAAGUAGUCCGUCACAAGGAAUGAGCUCAAAAGGACCACCUCCCUUGAUUAAAGGCAUUGUCUCACCCGUUGCCAUGGAUCUGAGAAGUCCAGAAAAUGUUGACAAUUCAAGGAAGACCACAUCCAAUCAAGACAGCGUCGUUGCUCUUCAACGUUCAGAUCAGGAGCCCGCUCAGUUAGAUAGACCAUUUGUAAGAAGUGUUCAAAAUAUGGAACCUGACUUUCAACGAAAGGUUGGUCAACAUCUUCAGGAAUCGCCACAAACCUCGUCACAUCAGAUUGAUGACAAAAGCGCCAAGAGGCCUUCCUCGUUGCCACAGUCAGCUCGGCUGCCCCAAGUAAGAACGAUAUUUGAAACAAUCAAUUACGUUGACUCUACUCAUGCUGAAUUGCGACAUCCAUCUAGACUUCACAUGAAUCCAUCCCAACCUCCCUUCGUUGGGAUGUACAGAGGGGAGGAUUUCUCACCAGUAACACGACCAUCAAAUGAAGUGUUUACAGAGAUCACCCAACGAGAAGGCCGUUACGCGGAUGAGAUGCCAAGAUCAUGGACAAGGAAGGAAACAGAGAGCGAAGAAAAUGUGCAACCACCUCUGCAAUCCGAUCAGUCAUUCUUAAGACAGUACCCAGCAGAAAACGUAGAUCAAAGGGGCAAAGAAUCCUGGCAAGCAAUUUCAAAAAAGUUUCCGUCUCAUCAAAAAUCACAAUCUGUAUCGAGCGAUGAAGAUUCUGCUCCACCACAGCGUGGGCCUUCUACGCACGCACCAAUCUCCCCUGGUUCUGGUAGCGAGACGGAAGAGGGUGAUGAAGGUGACAUGGAGACUGAAGAUGGGGUGCCUCCAGUACAUCCCCGCAUAUUGGCACUGACAAGGAGGAGUUCCCAGGGUCAUUCCCAGUCCCCGUAUUACGAACCGAGUGACAGUGAAACUUUAUCUGCUGAGGAGUCAGAGAAUCUACCCGAGAGUAGUGAUGAGAUGCUUUUGAGUUCAACAAUGACGCCAUGUACUCAAUCCUAUGGUAGCUCCGAGGUUGACAAACCUGGCAAUCACGAAAGCUUCUAUGAUGACAAAAAUAAACCUGAUACUAACCACACCUCUACUACUUCAUCUGUCUGUAACCCCAGUGCGUCAGGAGUCUCCUCGGUUGAUGAAGAUGUACAAAUCGAUGAAUCAGUAUCAGACUGCGACGAAAGACAGGGAAGUGUUGCUCCUGAGGAUGUUGUUACAAGUACAAAAUCUCUCAGUGAAGAGUUGCUUGACGUUAAAGGUGAGGAUUCAUCCUCAGAUUCCCCAACUGCUUCGAGCUCAGUUGUAGCGGCUGCAAAACAUCUCCCAAGCCCAGAUCCUGGUGCAGAGGAAGAAGAAACAAAUGUUGGUUCAAGUCAAGAGUUUCAUGGAGAAUCUGAUGUAUAUGAACAUGAAAAUUGUUAUCCUUCACAGAGCUCUCCUUCACCCAUUGUGGAAGUUAAUUCCCUGGUGGAAUUGCCUGAACAGGCAUCGAGCGGCAUAGACAAGUAUAACACUGUAACAGUAGAAUGCAGUGAAGAUGUCCAAGUGGGUAGCAGUGAAACAGAUAGAGGUACAGAUAUAUCGCAGUUCGAAUCGUCAGAACCACAAACCUCGCAAGAAAUACCAGAUAGUUCAGCUAAUCUUGAGAAUAGACCUGAUAGAGGCAAGGUGUCACCUUCGGAAAAGAAUGAUAAUAUUGAAGAUGAUGGCAUUACUAUAGUGCCGGAUGAAAACGCAUUGACCACUGUACAGCCUGGGUUAACGCAACCUAGUGAAGUAACUUCCGUGUUGACUGAUGAACAAUCUGUAUCACCGCCGGAAAGAGGUGAAGGUAACUAUGUAUGUCAAAGUGCUCCUGAAACAGAAAAUAAUAACGUCGCGUCCACUUUAUCCGACCAAGAAAACGAAGAAUAUGAAUUGAAUGAAGAAACAAGGGAAGCAGACGCAUUAGAAAACUCUCCCCAAGCUGAACAUGGAUUUCUGGUGGACCCUGACACUUACAGCUCCCCUUCAGAUACCAACCAUCCGGAAAUCAGUUCGGCAAUAGACUGUGUGUCUGAUGAUAAUGAGCAGGUGUCUUACCCGACUUUUGUUGGGGCGUUUGUUCCACUGCCGGGAGAGGUAGCUUCACCGGAUGUCAGAUCUGGAGGCUCCACUCAAGUUCCUUCUGAUGAGGGCUCAGUCUGUGAUGAAUUACCAGCUGACAAAGAAGUGGAGAACACAGAGCAGACAUUGUUACCAAAAGUAGAGCCAUUAAACGUUUUAAGUCCAAACGAAGAAGCUAAUCACACGGACGAUACACUCUCAGAAGGAGAGAUUCCACCCUCACAAGAGAGCAGUCAGUCUGAAGACGAACCUUUGCCUUCAGAAGGCAAACCUUUGGGUAGCAAAGCUACUUCCCUCCUCCACGAUGAUCCCAUCACUACACCUCAGUCCACCAAGCAUCCGGAGACAACACCUCAAAUGUCCGAUUGUGUUCAACUUCCCUCUCCUAGCAAGGAAUCUGAGGACGAUGAUCAGUUAUCCGAAGGGGAGAUCCGGGAGUCCGAGGACGAACCAACCACGGAAUCUUACGAAGAGUCAUCCUCGUCAAAUGCAAAUCUGGUCUCUAGCUCAAUGUUAGGCAGGGAUGGUGACACUUGUCCAGUUACAGAUAGGGUGUCGUCGAGUAAAGAAGCUACAACACGAACCGAGUGUUACAUCAAUAUGAUCCCCAUUUCUCCUGCGCCACCCGAAUCACCCAGUCACCCAUCAAGAGGAGACCGCGCAUCGCCACUUCCACCAUGGCCAUUUACCGAAAGUCACCACCCGUCGGUAGUUCCUUUAGCAGCUCGCAUGACUUUCCCUUAUUCUUCCUUAUCACUCAAUGUGGGUUCUGCAUCUAGCAGUGCUCGUUCUUCGCCGGUACCCCAUUCGUUUGCGGUCAAUUUGGCCCCAGGCUCGAGCCCUAGCAGCUCGUCAUUGUUGUCAAGGCCACAAGAACCAGCCCCUCUCCUUUCAGAUAGUUAUGAACCGUUAAGUGAUGAUGAAGUUGAGGAGAUGGCCGAUAAUUCAACCAUGAGGGAUGAACAGGAUUUAUAG
Pocillopora meandrina is the source of this 24903-nucleotide messenger RNA. The record is from the annotation of a GenBank genome assembly. NCBI's taxonomy places the organism in Eukaryota, Metazoa, Cnidaria, Anthozoa, Scleractinia, Pocilloporidae.